Messenger RNA from Coniophora puteana RWD-64-598 SS2, 318 nucleotides. RefSeq lists its product as uncharacterized. Lineage: Eukaryota; Fungi; Basidiomycota; Agaricomycetes; Boletales; Coniophoraceae. Gene Ontology annotation, biological process: vacuolar proton-transporting V-type ATPase complex assembly. The transcript is spliced from 2 exons. Gene Ontology annotation, cellular component: endoplasmic reticulum membrane. Bases 1 to 318 code for a protein of 105 amino acids. The record is from RefSeq and is a predicted model, not a curated record.
AUGUCUGCAGAAUCCACCGCGCAGGACGCGCCCCAACUGAACUCGGAAAAGCAAUUCGACCAAGAUGAAUCUUUCUUUUCGAACAUCCUCGCGCCAGGCUCGUCUCUCCACCCAACAUUCCUCGCCAUCGUUGACGGUUCCCUUGCCCUUCUUCUCGUUACUUUCAUUGCCGCCCUCUACUUCACCAACGGAAGCAUACACUUCAUAGUUCUCAUCGUCAUAGAGCUUGCACUCUGGGCAACGAUUAAAUGGUUCGUCAACGAGCUUAAGCAAGUGCAAGAAGUAGACGAAAACUCUCAAGAGAAGAAAGACCAGUAA